CAGAAGUCAGAGAGCAUAACCGAUCCUAGAUCAGUGCUCUGGAGCAUACUCGCUGAACAACGGCAGUGGUGCGAUAGCGACUGUUGAUGUUUUUGUUGUCAGUAAAAUGGCGACAAGCGGAGAGGCCCCGGAAUCUUGGUACCUAGCUCUGCUCGGCUUUGCGGAACAUUUUCGCACCUCAAGUCCUCCGAAGAUCCGUCUCUGCGUCCACUGUCUGCAGGCGGUGUUUCAGUUCAAGCCGCCGCAGAGGGUCGAGGCCCGAACUCAUCUCCAGCUGGGCUCGGUACUCUACCACCACACCAAGAACACCGAACUCGCCCGAAGCCACUUGGAGAAAGCGUGGUUCAUAUCACAACAAAUCCCUCAGUUUGAAGAUGUCAAAUUCGAGGCAGCAAGUCUUCUGUCAGAACUGUAUUGCCAACAGAAUCUGGUUGAUUCGGCAAAGCCCUUGCUGCGGAAGGCCAUCCAGAUCUCCCAGCAAACUCCCUACUGGCACUGCAGAUUGCUCUUCCAACUGGCGCAACUGCACACACUGGAGAAGGAUCUGGUGUCAGCUUGUGACCUCCUGGGGGUCGGGGCAGAGUAUACCAGGGUAGUGGGCUCUGAAUACACCAGAGCUCUCUUUCUGUUGAGUAAAGGAAUGCUGCUGCUGAUGGAGAGGAAGCUGGGGGAAGUGCAUCCUCUGUUGACUCUGUGUGGGACCAUCGUGGAGAACUGGCAGGGAAACCCCAUCCAGAAGGAGUCUCUCAGGGUGUUCUUCCUGGUGCUGCAGGUCACACACUACCUGGACGCUGGACAGGUGAAGAGUGUGAAGCCGUGUCUGAAGCAGCUGCAGCAGUGCAUCCAGACCAUCUCUACACUCCACGAUGAUGAGAUCCUACCCAGUAACCCUGCCGACCUGUUCCACUGGCUGCCCAAGGAGCACAUGUGUGUCCUUGUCUACCUGGUGACAGUCAUGCACUCCAUGCAAGCAGGCUACCUGGAGAAGGCCCAGAAAUACACAGACAAAGCUCUCAUGCAGCUGGAAAAGCUCAAAAUGCUGGACUCCAGCCCCAUCCUCUCCACAUUCCAGGUCAUUCUGCUGGAGCACAUUAUCAUGUGCCGACUCGUCACUGGUCACAAGGCCACGGCAUUGCAAGAGAUCUCUCAGGUGUGUCAGCUGUGUGCGCAGUCUCCCAGGUUAUUCACCAACCAUGCAUCCCAGCUACACACCCUGCUAGGUCUGUACUGUCUCUCAGUGAACUGCAUGGAUAACGCUGAGGCGCAGUUCACUGCUGCCCUGCGGGUGAGUGACCUGACGACGCACCAGGAACUGUGGGCGUUCAUUGUAACCAACCUGGCCAGCGUCUAUAUCAGGGAGGGCAACAGGGACCAGGAGCUUUAUAACCUGUUGGAGAGGAUAAAUCCAGAUCACAACUUCCCUGUCAGCUCUCAUUGUCUGCGAGCAGCAGCCUUCUACAUCCGUGGACUGCUCUCUUUCUUCCAGGGACGCUAUAAUGAGGCCAAGCGGUUCCUGAGGGAGACUCUGAAGAUGUCCAAUGCUGAAGACCUGAAUCGUCUGACUGCAUGCUCUCUGGUCCUACUGGGCCAUAUCUUCUACGUGCUGGGGAACCACCGGGAGAGCAACAACAUGGUGGUCCCAGCCAUGCAGCUGGCCAGCAAGAUCCCCGACAUGUCAGUCCAGCUCUGGUCCUCGGCUCUGCUCAAGGAUCUGAACAAGGCAUGUGGGAACACGAUAGACGCCCAUGAAGCGGCUCAGAUGCACCAGAACUUCUCCCAGCAGCUCCUGCAGGACCACAUCGCUGCCUGCAGCCUCCCUGAGCACAACCUCAUCAGUUGGACGGAUGGACCUCCUCCAGUGGGCCAGUUCCAGGCCCAGAAUGGACCCUCUACCAGCCUGGCCAGCCUGCUCUAAGCACCACCACACCAUGAGAGAGAGUGAGCUGGAGAGAGAAAGGAAGGGAAAGGUAGAGGGGGUAGAAGGGGCAGACUUGUGUCCCGCUGAUCAGCAUACAGCCUGGAUGCUGGUUUGUUUCAGCAUUGACCAGUUUCAUUGUAGUUACUAUGCCAACAAGCAUAGUUAACCAAUGCUGAAACAAUACUACCUACGCUACAUAUUUUAUCUAGAAUUCUAAAGAUCUUAACUUGUUCUUUCAACGGUAGGACUUUUUUAGUGGGAGGGUGGUGGGACACGCAAAAUGUGUUUAUAUCUUUAGGUGGUGAGAUGAGAGAGAACUGAGCUUACACCUACCUCAGAGAGACUGCCACUGGGCACUGCAUUAGCAGGGUGUACAUAUAAUGAAACUAUGCACCUUAUAGAGUUGAAAUGUCAUGUGAUGAGUAGCCUGGAGUAGAAGCUAGCUUUUUGGUCUAGCUGGCGGUAUGAAUGGUUGACAUUGAAUUGCUGACAACUAAGGUACCAUAGAAGGUUUUCACACACAGAAUUGUGCCCCAAACUCAAGGCAGGACAAUAAUCCAGUGAAGAGAGAAGACCAUCUCUGUGACACUGCAGCGACAUGAGAGAGAACUUUAAAUUAUGGUUAGGUUCUACACUUUGUUCCCCAAGUUUCAUUGUUGUCAAGCUCCUAAAAAUGGUCCUGGAGUGGGAAGUUAAGACAUUGGAUUGGGUGAAUAUUUUAACAUGAUUUUAUUUUUUAAGUCAAUAAUAAUUUUGAAUGGCAAAUUGAAUUUUGGGAGGCAAUGUUUGCACCCAUUUUUUUUGCAGUAGGUGGUAACAAAACUAAAACUACAUUUUAUCUAGAUACAGUGCCUUUGGAAAGUAUUCAGACCCCUUGAUUUUUUUCCCACAUUUUGUUACGUUCCAGUCUUAUUCUAAAAUGGAUUAAAUUCAUUUUUUCCUCAGCAAUCUACACAUAAUGACAAAGUGAAAACAGCUUUUCAGAUUCUUUAGCAAAUUUAUUUAAAAAAAUAAAAAAACAGCAAACCUUUUGCUUUGAGACUUGAAAUUGAGUUCGGGUGAAUCCUGUUAACAUUGAUUGUCCUUGAGAUGUUUCAUCAACUUGAUUGGAGUCCACCUGUGGUAAAUUCAAUUGAUUGGACAUGAUUUGGAAAGGGACACCUGUCUAUAUAAGGUCCCGCAGUUGACAGAGGUGACCAAGAACCCAGAGUUCCCACAAGAUUCUCUGGUCUUAUGAAACCAAGAUUGAACUCUUUGGCCUGAAUGCCAAGCGUCACGUCUGGAUGAAACCUGGCACCAUCCCUACGGUGAAGCGUGGUGGCAUCAUCGUGCUGUGGGGAUGUUUUUCAGCGGCAGGGACUGGGAGACUAGUCAGGAUCGAGGCAAAGAUGAACGGAGCAAAAUACAGAGAGACGCUUGAUGAAAACCUGCUUCAGAGCGCGCAGCACCUCAGAAUGGAGUGAAGGUUCACCUUCCAUCAGGACAACGGCCCCGCCAGAGCCCGGACUUGAACUUGAUCUAAUAUCUCUGUAGAGACCUGAAAAUAGCUGUGCAGCAAUGCUUCCCAUCCAACCUGACAGAGCUUGAGAGGAUCUGCAGAUAAUAAUGGGAGAAACUCCCCAAAUACAGGUGUGCCAAGCUUGUAGCUUCAUAUCCAAGAAGACUCGAGGCUGUAAUCGCUGCCAUAGGUUCUUCAACAAAAAUAUCUAAAAAAAAUGUUUUGGCUUUGUCAUUAUGGGAUAUUGUGAUGCGGGGGGAAAAAAUUAGAUCUCAUCGAUUUUAGAGUAAGGCUGUAAUGUAAUAAAAUGUGGAAAAAGUCAAGGGGUCUGAAUACUUUCCGAAUGCGCUGUAUGUUAUUCCUACUCAUAUUUUCCCUUUUGUUCUACUGUUUGUUUGUUAUUUACCUUGUAAAUCUCCCUGUAUUUUAGACAUCUAAAAAGUGUUGUCCCCCUGAAAACUACCUUACAGUCCCAAGUGCAACCAGAGGGAGGCACUGUAGAGUCAUUUUUGAGCAACCUGUUGGUGACAUGGCAGAACACUUACUUGUAUUAUUUUACAGUACUUGUAUUAUUUUACAGAACUGUUUAACAAGUAAGGUUUUGUCAACUAUCAGAUCUAUCACCAACUUUUUCAAGAAUAACACACUUCUUAAUCACUCUGUAAUUAUAUUUGAUUGUCAUUGUAUUGUAUCACAAUGCAGACUUAGUUUAGCAGCCUUAUAAACAAUAAUGUGUUGCAAAUAUUUCCCUCUUUAUUUUUAACAAAUGAAUCCAUUUAUUCGAUUUUGUAAAGUUUGACUAUUUAUAUACCACGUUUGACCAUAUAUCGGUUUCACUAUUUAUUUUUGCAGGUACGUUUUUGUAUAGAUAUGACAGAAAAUAUAAAUGUUUUGUGACUUUUUUCCCCAAUGUGUAUUUUUAUGUUUCUUAUGAAUGAUUUAAACAUGUAAAUGCUAGGAUUGGUCAGUUGUGAAACAAAAUGCUAGAGCUACGACGACUCCCUUGCGUUUUUAUUUUCAAGUCUACGUUAUACUACAAGGAUAUAAUAGGUUGGUUACCCUGCUCAUUACAGUAUUUUAGAAUUCUGGUUUUGUGUUUUUAAAUAAAAAAAAUCUUUCAACACA
Salvelinus fontinalis (brook trout) is the source of this 4541-nucleotide messenger RNA. Its product is annotated as MAU2 chromatid cohesion factor homolog. Bases 107 to 1915 code for a protein of 602 amino acids. The transcript has 19 exons. Gene Ontology annotation, molecular function: protein binding; double-stranded DNA binding. Lineage: Eukaryota; Metazoa; Chordata; Actinopteri; Salmoniformes; Salmonidae. The record is from RefSeq and is a predicted model, not a curated record. Gene Ontology annotation, cellular component: chromatin; SMC loading complex. Gene Ontology annotation, biological process: mitotic sister chromatid cohesion; maintenance of mitotic sister chromatid cohesion.